UUGUUUACAGGUUGACUACAAGUGAAAUAACCAUGGCCAAUAGGAAUGGAGCAGGGUUGCUUUAGAAUGUAUUUCGUAGUUGAGCCCUGGUCCAGAUUGUCUAGGGAUUUAUGAGAUUACUAUGAGACUCUAUUGCAUUAUUCUGGGUUGUGAAGGUCAUUUGUGAGCAUUGACAUGGGUUGAAUGGUCACUAUAGUGACCAAGAGACAUUGUUGAUUUGAAUGGGAACCUCACCUACAAAGGCUUGUGAGCAUGUCCAUGUAUGCAUGGUUGGGACUAUGGCUCUGUUGAGUUGUUAAGUAUUAAGUAUAUUAAAGUUUUCUAUUUUUUUUUAGUUCUCUCCAUUUCUUCCUCAAUGCUUGUUUUGCAGCAUGGUCACCGUCUUCAUCCCAUGUUCGAGGGUGAAUCUUGUGAGCAGUAAUUUUUUUUCCUACCAAAAUGUCGUGAUAUGUGGGAAGUGAUUGAUAGCAGGAUUUUUUAAUUGCAACAAGUGAUGACAAUGUCUUCUUAACCCCAAGAGAGGUGCUUUAUGAGCAUUGCUCUGGAUAAGAUAGAUCCAAACAUAAUUUGUUGAAGUUGGUGGUAUUUACUGAAUUGAUCUAAAUGGGGACAAGGGAAGAAAGCACACCUGCUAAGCCUUCCAAACCAGCAUCUUCAAAUCAGGAAAUACCCGCAACGCCUUCAUAUCCUGAUUGGUCAAAUUCUGUGCAGGCCUAUUAUGGUGCUGGAGCUACCCCACCUCCCUUUUUUGCCUCAACAGUUGCCUCACCGACGCCUCAUCCCUAUAUUUGGGGAAGCCAGCAUCCUUUAAUCCCACCUUAUGGAACCCCGGUUCCAUACCCAGCUUUAUAUCCUGCAGGGGGAGUGUAUGCCCAUCCAAACAUGGCCCUGACACCAAAUUCAGCACCGGCAAAUACAGAGUUGGAAGGAAAGGUCCCUGACGGAAAGGACCGUGCUUCAGCUAAAAAAGCUAAGGGAACUUCAGGAGGAAAAGCUGGAGAGAGUGGAAAGGCUAUUUCAGAUUCAGGAAAUGAUGGUGCCUCCCAAAGUGCUGAAAGUGGUACAGAUGGCUCAUCUGAUGCCAGUGAUGAGAAUACUAACCAGCAGGAAAAUGCUGCAAACAAGAAAGGAAGCUUCAACCAGAUGCUUGCAGAUGCCAAUGCACAAAGUAACUCAGCCGGAGCAAAUAUCCAAACUUCUGUGCCUGGGAAGCCUGUGGUGUCUAUGCCCGCAACUAAUCUAAACAUUGGGAUGGACUUAUGGAAUGCAUCUCCAGAUUCUUCUGGAGCUACAAAAAUGAGACCAAAUCCAUCCGGUGCCUCAUCCGGUGUUGUUCCUGCUGGAAUGCCUGAACAGUGGAUUCAAGAUGAACGUGAAUUGAAAAGACAGAAGAGGAAACAAUCUAAUAGAGAGUCAGCCAGAAGGUCAAGGUUACGUAAACAGGCAGAGUGUGAAGAGUUACAAGUCAGGGUAGAGAAUUUGAGCAAUGACAAUUGCAAUCUUAGAGAUGAAUUGCAGAGCCUCUCCGAAGAAUGCAACAAGCUUAAAUCCGAAAACGAUUUCAUUAAGGAGGAGUUGACUCGGUUGUAUGGACCAGAAGCAGUAGCUAACCUUGAACAAACCAACCCCGUUUCAGAUCCAAAGUCUCACGGUGGUGAGGGAGACAGUUAACAGUAAAGACUGAGGCAUGAAUUGGCAUCCGGAAGAGUACUUUCUCGAACUCCUCCCGGAUAUCAUGAUUACCAUUAGUCGAGUAGAGGACCUUUGGUUUUCAUAACUCGAUUCGGUGAUCGAUUUGGUUUAAUGAUCGGGUCACGGAUCAAAUGGGUUGAUUUGGAUUGACCUGGGUCAACCAAAAAACAAACCUAUUAUAUUUCAACUCCUCGUUAAAGCAAAACGUAAUUAAUUUUGCCUGUCA
Populus nigra (black poplar) is the source of this 1918-nucleotide messenger RNA. Its product is annotated as G-box-binding factor 1-like. Gene Ontology annotation, molecular function: DNA-binding transcription factor activity; sequence-specific DNA binding. Gene Ontology annotation, cellular component: nucleus. The transcript has 12 exons. The record is from RefSeq and is a predicted model, not a curated record. Lineage: Eukaryota; Viridiplantae; Streptophyta; Magnoliopsida; Malpighiales; Salicaceae. The coding region runs from base 604 to 1671 and encodes 355 amino acids. Gene Ontology annotation, biological process: regulation of DNA-templated transcription.